Molecule: messenger RNA, 3550 nt
Organism: Rhinichthys klamathensis goyatoka
Lineage: Eukaryota; Metazoa; Chordata; Actinopteri; Cypriniformes; Leuciscidae
Product: protein bicaudal D homolog 1-like
Exons: 7
Coding region: 322-3357 (1011 amino acids)
Biological process (GO): microtubule anchoring at microtubule organizing center; positive regulation of receptor-mediated endocytosis; regulation of microtubule cytoskeleton organization
Cellular component (GO): Golgi apparatus; cytosol
Molecular function (GO): dynein complex binding; dynein intermediate chain binding; cytoskeletal adaptor activity
Source: RefSeq, a predicted model, not a curated record
AGAUGGACUGACGUCACAGCGGGAGGAGAGCCGAAGUGAGUUGAGCCACUUUUCUCUCCAUCCUAGUGAUGAUGGCGUCCCAACACCCAUGAUCAAGCAGAAAAAGAGGAGGAAGAAAGAAAGGAAGAAAGAAAGCGAGGCCCCCCUUUUUUAUGAUCGCGAUGUUUGAUUUUCACUCGAAAUGAUUUAGGGUUACAUUCAUUCUUUUGUUGAUAAUAUGUCCGUAUCAUUGACUUUGUAUUGGAGGUUCGGGUAAGGUGCAUCCAUCCAUCCGUUCAUCCAUCCAUCCACCCAGCGCAGUGGAGGGCACGGGCCGAGCCGAUGGCUGCCGGGGGAGGCGGAGGGGGGUGCGGGGAGUCGGUGGAUCAUUACCGGGCGGAGGUGGAGCGUCUGACGCGCGAGCUUGCGGAGGCGAACCGGGAGAAGGUCCGGGCGGCGGAGUGCGGGCUCGCGGUGCUGGAGGAGAACCAGACCCUCAAACAACAGUAUGCGGAUCUGGAGACCGAGCAGGAGUCCCUCAGACUGGAGCUGGAGCAUCUGCAGGAGGCCUUCAGCCAGGCGUACACCACUCAAAGGAAGGUGGCUGAAGAUGGGGAGACCAACGAGGAGACGUUGCUGCAGGAGUCGGCCACUAAGGAGGCGUAUUACAUGGGCCGCCUGCUGGAGCAGCAAGCCGAGCUGAAGAGCAGCAGAUCACAGGCGUCCUGCACACAGGCCGAGAACGACAGACUCGGCUCCAUCCUACAGGAACUGAGAGAGAGUUAUGAGAUGUUAGAUCUGCAGAGAAGCCGGAUGAGAGAGGAGAUCAGGGAGUAUAAAUUCAGAGAGGCCCGAUUACUGCAAGACUACACCGAACUAGAGGAAGAGAACAUCUCGCUGCAGAAACUGGUAUCCACGCUUAAGCAGAACCAGGUGGAGUAUGAAGGCCUGAAGCAUGAAAUCAAAGUUCUGGAGGAGGAGACAGCCCUGCUUAACAGCCAAUUAGAAGAUGCCCUGCGCCUGAAGGACAUCUCUGACAGCCAAUUGGAGGAGGCUUUGGAUGCUCUGAAAAGUGAGCGAGAACAGAAGAACAUUUUGCGUAAGGAAUUAGCACAACAUCUAACCGUGUGCGACGGGGCUUUCAGCUCAGGCUGCGCUCAUCUGAUCGCCUUCAGCUCGGCGCCACCUAGUGGCAGUGCAACCCCGACAGCCGCCACAUCGCCCAGCAGUGAAGACGGUGGAAAGUGCAAUGGGCUUCUGCUCCAGGGCGCUGCGGGUUCGGUGCUGAACCGACUGAACGGAGAUUUCAGGCCUUCGGGUUUGAGGAAGAGUGAAAUUUUGACCCCUGACCUCUUCAGUGAGCUCAAUGGCCCUGAGAUCCUGAAACUCAGACAGCAGAUUCAGCAGGUGGAACGGGAAAAAGCAUCUUUGCUCAUCAGCUUGCAAGAAUCACAGGCUUUGCUCCGCCACACGCAGGGGGCGCUAACAGAGCAGCACGAGAGGGCCAGUCGCUUGGGCGAGCGCUUUCGGAAACUUCGCCGCCGCAAGGAAAACAAGGAGGAAAAGGAGGACGAAGAAGAAGAGACACCGUGCGUCUCUGGUGGCCAGGAGGGGCCGAGUCUCGAGUUGCUGCAGUCUAAGUACAGGAUGGCCGUGACGGAGGUGGUCGGACUGAAGGCAGAGCUUAAAGAGGUGAAGGAUAGAUAUAAUGAGUGCGUGGAGGCGGGAGCGCGGGCUGAGGAACAGAAGAAGGCGCAGCUUCAGGCGCUCGAGAUGCAAGUGGUGAAGCUUGAGCGCAGUUGCAGGGAAGGCCGGGAGAAGUCGGUGAAUCUUGAACGCGAGCUGCAGGCAGCCAAUAACACGGCGUUAGAGACGCAUGGGAUUCUGGGAACCGCCCAAGAUGAGCUGGCGACAUUCAGCGAGGAGUUAGCGCAACUUUACCACCACGUCUGCCUGUGCAACAACGAGACACCCAACCGCGUUACGCUGGACUACUACCGGCAGGGCAGGACCCCGACGCGCAUUUCCACCGCUGGCCUCAAGGGGCAGGACGACCACCGGGUGCUUUUGACCCCGCGACUCGCACGCCGCCUAGCGGCGAUUAAUGCCGCAACAUCCGCAGAGUCGCGUAGCCCGUCUGACUCGCCAUCCAAAGAACCUCUCACUGCUGAGCAGAGCCCGGUCCGCACGCCAUUGGGUUCGCCCGUCGUUAGUGCCUCUUCCUCGUCAUCAUCCUCAUCCCCAGCGCCCGAGUCGUCCACGGGAUCCGAUCUCCGCCGCGAACCCACUAACAUCCACCAUCUUAACGCUAUCAUCCGCGAUCAGAUCAAGCACUUGCAGAAGGCGGUGGAUCGCUCGCUCAUGCUGUCCCGCCAGAGAGCAGCCGCUAGUGAACUCGCCCCGCUAAUGGAUAAGGACAAAGAGGCUUGCAUGGAGGAGAUUCUCAAACUCAAGUCGCUCCUGAGCACAAAGAGGGAGCAGAUCGCAACCUUGCGUCUUGUGCUGAAAGCCAACAAACAGACGGCGGAGGGGGCCCUGGCCAACCUGAAGAGUAAAUACGAGAACGAGAAGACCAUGGUGACGGAGACCAUGAUGAAGCUGAGGAACGAGCUGAAGGCGCUGAAAGAAGAUGCAGCCACGUUCUCUUCCCUCAGAGCCAUGUUCGCCACACGGUGUGAUGAGUACGUGUCUCAGCUGGACGAGAUGCAGAGACAACUCGCGGCGGCUGAGGACGAGAAAAAGACGUUAAACUCUCUCCUCCGCAUGGCCAUCCAGCAAAAACUCGCCCUCACGCAGAAACUGGAAGACCUGGAGUUCGACCAAGAGCAGACGCACCGGCCCCGCAUGGGAAAAACAACCCGGCUGAGGACCAGCACGCCUAAAGUAAGUGGAACGCCAGUCCCGCCCCUUCCCGACACCCCUUUGACAAUUACCGAAGUCCUUACGGCAGCAGCCGCCAUCACGUCGCCCACAACACCCAACUUUACACCCGCCCCAAACAGCCCACCCUCGCUGGAGGCCCCGUCCUCUCCCGCAUCGUCCUCGUCCUCCUGGACACCGUCAACCACGCCGUAUCGCCACUGGACCACGGGCGUCCGGGCGUACGUCGUCGACCCGCACUCUUCCACACACCUCCCAACUCACAGCUCAAUCCUGGCCCGCCGAUAUGCAAGCGAAUCGCACUAUUCCCCAGGCUCCGCCCCUUCCUCGCCCUACCGAUCCCCCCUUUUGGCAAGUCGCCGCUCCAUGUGGAGCUCGUCCCAAUCUCGCCCCCUUCCCAGCCACUUCCAGCGCUCCACGUCUCGCUACACGCCCCCCUCGUCCACCUACACCCCUUUGUAUCCCAGAAACUACGGUUCCCAGCAUCCCCGCUACUGACGGGUGCCGCAGAGAGGAGGACACACUGGUUUCUGUUUUGAAUGUUUCGCUUUUUUUACUCAGGGAUUUAAAUGGAGCACAAGUGGCCCGGCCUUCUUCAAAAGAGACUGUUGAUCAGUUCUCAGGACGAAAUCUGAUACGCGUGGACUGUUCGAGUACACGUCCGAGAGACAGAUUCAACGGGACAUUACAU